AUGAAGGGCUUUUAUUAUCGCCCAUGUCCGCUAUGCCAGCAAGAUGUUGAAGUAAAACAGCGAGGUCGGUUUUAUGUACUCCCUCUGCAUCCAGCUUACACGAAGCUCUUUUCCCACGAUGAUUGGCAACUUAAAAAUAACUCUGCGAUAACAAUACAGGGCCUUUGGUCAGGCCCUCUUGAAACAUAUCCUACACUUGCAUACUGGCAAAGGUCAUUCCUUAUUCACUGGAGGUGCUACCAACUUGUUCAAGAACUUUCGCCUUCGCAGCUCCGUCUUUUGAUUGAUGUGGUUGAGCCAACAUUUCACUCACGUUCGCUGCCUCCUCCAAGUACACAUGGUGCUUUUUUCCCACCUCCCUCCCACCUCCUCCCACCCAACGCUAUACCACUUCAAUGUGACUUGGAAAACCAGGACCACAGGGCAGAAAAAAGGGACAUUGAGCAACCGUUAGGAUGGUGGUAUCACCGGUUACCGUUGGAGAUUCAAGGCAAAAUAUUUGAGUACAACAUUGGACGUCUGAUAUAUGUCAUGAGGGCAGCAACACAAUUCUCCUCCAACAAUGAAGCUUUCAGAGCUGUCCCUGAACAUAGGCUUUCGGAAACGAAAUUGAUGGUUUAUGACAACAUGAUCCGGAUCCAUCUGGUCAUCAUCGGUGGUCGCACCUACAUCGGAGAUAUAACCAGCAAAGCCAACCUGGGACAUAUACCCCAGGAGGACCUGUCUAUAGCCUACAGCCGUACCCUAAGAUAUAUCGCACUGGCACUUGGGCCUGUUUUUCUGAUCUGCGUGUUUUUGCAGAAGUGGAAAUCUGCGUACAUUUUAUUUCUGGCUGUGGCUGCAUUUGAAUUUAUGCUAUUCCCGUCAGUGAGGUCAACAGCCCUUAGUCCUAUGCGCAGUGGGAUAGAUCAGAAGAUGAACAGAGAUUAUAGGCUCAAUGAAUGUGAAUAUCUUGCAAUCAAAAGUGAUGAACCAGGCGUAGUAGAUAUUGCAUUCCAACAACACCAUGCUGCGCCAAAAUGGAUUCUUAAUAACCACACCUAUCCCUUUAAAGGCAAAAUUUCUGUGAUCCGAUGUGCAGAUACACAUAAUCUGCGAAUUAUUCGAGAUGCAAGAACACCCCUUGUCAUUUUCUUCUCUUUGGGGCUAUACUGA
Molecule: messenger RNA, 1155 nt
Organism: Ophidiomyces ophidiicola
Lineage: Eukaryota; Fungi; Ascomycota; Eurotiomycetes; Onygenales; Onygenaceae
Exons: 1
Coding region: 1-1155 (384 amino acids)
Source: RefSeq, a predicted model, not a curated record